Messenger RNA from Strongylocentrotus purpuratus (purple sea urchin), 3157 nucleotides. RefSeq names its product macrophage metalloelastase. Gene Ontology annotation, biological process: extracellular matrix organization; collagen catabolic process; proteolysis. The record is from RefSeq and is a predicted model, not a curated record. The transcript has 8 exons. Gene Ontology annotation, cellular component: extracellular matrix. NCBI's taxonomy places the organism in Eukaryota, Metazoa, Echinodermata, Echinoidea, Camarodonta, Strongylocentrotidae. Bases 490 to 2211 code for a protein of 573 amino acids. Gene Ontology annotation, molecular function: zinc ion binding; metalloendopeptidase activity.
GCUACCCAAAUCCCUAACUCUCUGUAUGAGCCCGAUACAAUCCAAUAGUUCCCCCUCCUCAAUCUCUGUCACGGGCCUUCUCCCCCGCAACCCUUCCUGUCAUUUAGAUCCAGGCCAUGCCAACAGUUGGGGUUAUUUUUAGGAAGGGGGUACGUCGAAGAAGAAUGCACGCACGUAUCGUUUUCUUCUGAGUGGUACGAUAGGAACAAUUCGGUGUUGGACGUCAAUGCAGAUGAUUGAAAUUAGUCGGGAUUUGGAGUGCCUGGAUUUAGCCACGGUUUGAACCUAGAGGCUGCGGAAGAACCUCGGAGGGACUGAGGUUCAUUUGACGUUCACAAACUGGAUUACAGUCUGGAAAUAAGGGCCCAUCUUCUUCUGCAUCACAAAGGCGAAACACAUACUUGGGACGUACUCCACACAAUGCCUAUCAUUUAAACCGAUUUAUUACAUCUAACUCGUUUCUAAAAAAACACUGUUUAAGUUAUCAUCAUGUACACACAAUUAUCUUCAAGAGCCACCCAAAGGCUUCUCCUGUUGUUGGGGAUGUUCCUUGUGCCUUCGACCGUCUUUGGACAGUUCUGGCAGAACACUCAAGGUAAUAGCUACCCACAGUACCAGGGUACAAGUACCAGUGACUCCACGUAUGGUGGCCAGCAGCAAAGCCAGCAAAAUAGCCAACAAAGUCAAGGACAAGGACAAGGACAAACAUCGAACAUUGAUAUAGAUUUCGAUGAUGAUAUGGAUCCCGAGGACAUCGAAUUUUUCAAGGGUUAUAUGCAGAUAUAUGAGUACGUGGAAGGAGCAGAGACCCCCGAGGAGCUCCGAGAAGCCGUGAUGCGGCUUCAGAGGAUGGCAGGGGUGGAAGUCACGGGUAUCCUCAACAACCAAACCCUUGCAAGGAUCAGGAAUGCAGAGAGAUGCGGCAACAAGGACAGGAGAGUCUCCAAUGAUGAGAUGAGGAAGAAAAGAUACGCUAUCCAGCAUGGAUGGUCCAAGAGGAAACUCACCUGGGCAAUCAAGAAUUAUACACCCGACGUGGCGAAAGCGACCACGAUUCGUGUUCUUACAACGGCCUUCCAGGUUUGGGGGGAUGUCGCCAGACUUGAUUUCAACCCGACCAGGUUUCCCAAGGCCGACAUCAUCGUCCAGUUCGCUCGAGGUAACCACGGUGACGGUUAUGCUUUCGAUGGCCCUGGAGGCACGCUAGCCCAUGCCUACUUCCCCGGGGACGGAAUCGGAGGCGAUGUCCAUUUCGAUGAGGAUGAGACUUUCAGCGACAGAACGAGACAAGGUACCAAUUUGUUCAUUGUAGCGGCUCAUGAAAUAGGACACAGUCUUGGGUUGGCACACUCUGAAGUCAGUAAGUCGUUGAUGGCGCCCUACUACCAAGGAUUCCAGCCCCGCUUCACUCUCAACACUGAUGAUGUCAGAGGAAUUCAGAGUCUCUAUGGUGCCCGUGCGAAUGCCCCCAACAGACCAAACCGGCCAGGGGGUCCGGUUAUACCCGACAACGGCCCUAAAGACAGAGGGGUUUGUAAUGCUCCCAUUUCUGCGGUGACCUAUGGACAAGUCGCUGGGCACCCCACACCCUCACUUUUCAUAUUCAGCGGAGAACAAUUUUGGGUGAGGAAGGGAACCGAGCCCGUAUCGAAUGCUCUCCGAACCGAAGCAGUAUUCACAGAAAUGAGCGCUGUCCCGGAUGCAGCCUUUAUCAGAACCUUCAGGGGACAAAGAAGAAUGGUCUUCUUUUCUGGAACCGAAAUAUGGGAAUUCACACAGGGCGCGUACCAGGCUAGUGACAUCCGGGUACGUACGGGCAUCCGGACCAACGGAAUUGACGCAGCGUUCAAGUGGGGCAGGAAUAACCGAAUCUACGUCUUUUACAGAACCCUCUACUGGCGACUUAAUGAGAACACCAUGCGAGCAGAUCGAGGGUACCCCCGACCUAUCAAGGAUAACUGGAGGGGUAGGAACGGGCCAAUCAAUGCCGCCUGGACGGAAGGAAAAGGCGGAGUGAGUUACUUCCUCAUCGACAAACAAGUUAGCACCUUCAAAGAUAAUGAGGUCUUUUUCAUCGCUGAAACACGUAGCUUUGCUUCUGAUUGGCUCAUUUGUGGACAAAACAUCGGAUCGGGAGCGGAUGGACCAAUCAAAACAUCUGGAUUACUUCUCAUUGCUUCGUUCCUUUUGACAAUGAAACGCGUGCUAUGAUUGGACAAUUCUCUUUCACAUAGGCUGUAUUAUAUUCUUUGAAAUAUCGAGGAAGUUUUGUUACUCGACUUCUUUACGUUGAAAUUAAAUUUGGUCUUUCAAGUAUAGAUAUGAUGAUUUCUUAAACUAGAAGUAAAUGUUUGUCUUUAUACUGUCUUUCAUCAAUGAAUGUAUAUCAAAUAAACCUGAUGAUCGAAUUCGAAUGGGUUUGAAUGAUAUACAAUGUCAUGUAGGAAUGUAAAAAAAAAUGCCAUCAAACAAUUUGUUUAUGUCAUCUUUGAAAUAUUUUAUGGAUUCUGUUUACCAGGCAUUACAAACUGAACAAAUAACUGAUUGAUGAAGAAAAAAAAGGUGAAGUUUCGAGAUAAUUAUCUUUGAAGUGCAGAAAGACAUUAUGUGCCCUUUCAUUGAGUCUUUUAAAGAAAACACAAUUUUCGAAAUUUUAUUUCAUUUGAUGAAUAUCGGUAAUUAGAUUUAUAAGAUGAUUUCCAAAUCACUAUGAAAAAUAGGUAAUGAAAUAAUAGUCCCCUUAUCCGCCCUCCUCUUCUACAUUCCUUAACUUUUCUCCCUCCCCCUGUAGCUCUCUCUCUCUCUCUCUCUCUCUCUGUAUUAAACUCUCUCGUUAUAUAUAUAUAUAUAUAUAUAUAUAUAUAUAUAUAUAUAUAUAUGUAUUAUUCAUGUGAUUUUUAAUAAAAUCUCUGAUUAGCUUUUGAUGGCCAUUAGCAGAAUUCAAACAGGCCUGUAAACAUUGUAGAUAGAUAUAUUGUUAAUGUAAUUUCUCCUGCUUUGUACUCAAACAUUUAUAAUUUAUCUCCUUAUCUAUAUUUGUAACUCAUCCAGAAUCUGAUCAAAAUAAUUCUUUUACUUUUUAAAUUGUUUGUGAAAUUUGUUAUGUUUAUGAUAACAUAAACAUAGAAAUAAAUGCAUCUGUAUGUAUAUCAUUGGA